This is a messenger RNA of Striga asiatica, 2899 nucleotides long. NCBI's taxonomy places the organism in Eukaryota, Viridiplantae, Streptophyta, Magnoliopsida, Lamiales, Orobanchaceae. The record is from the annotation of a GenBank genome assembly.
AAAAUAGAAAGCUGCUCCACCUCCUACUGCACUAGGAGAAACUGUAGAGAGAAGAAAAAACAUUUAAGGACAAAAUCCCCAAAAUUUUUCCCCCUUUCUCUCUCACGCACUGCGCACGCACUUCACGCACCACAAACAAUCUCUGCUCUCCACCUCACCCCAUCACAGAGACCCCACAAAUUUCUCAAACCCUUCCAUAUAUCUCUCUCCUCUCAGUCUUGUCUGUUGAGCAAUGCCAGCUUCUUCCUCAGAGGCUAGAGCUAGGUGGAAGAAGCGGAAAACAGAUUACGCGGCUGCACGUAAAUCUAAACUGAAAGAACACGAAAACGACAAUGCGUUUGAGGAUAACGAUGAUGACGAGGACCUUGAUUUGGACCCACCACACAACCCAGAAGCCGAAGAUGAUCUCCCGGAUCACAGAGUGGAUCGAGCAUCCCGGCUGAUGAGUGAGAAAGAGGGUGAAAAGUUGGUUGGUGGUGGAUCAAGAAUAUGUGAGUUUCCAGUUGUAAUCCAGAGGCAGGUAAGUAGGCCCCACUCAUCCGUCUUCCAGAUUGUGGAAGCGGAGAGAGCUGCACAGAUUGUAGAUAACAGAGGCCAAGUGCAAAGUGGGGUGGCUUUGUUGGAGAAUAUUUCUCAUGGGCAGCUGCAGGCACUUUCUGCCGUGCCGCGUGAUAGUCCAGCUCUUUUGGGGCCUCCACUGGAAGAAUCGGCAAGUGGUAGUGACAAUGGUUCUUAUGUGAUAAAGCCACCGAGGAUAAUUUCAGGAAGUGGCAUAAUUAAAAGGAUUGGAAGUGCGGGCCGUGUGCAUGUUGUGCCAGUACAUUCAGAUUGGUUUUCACCAAACUCGGUGCAUAGAUUGGAGAGACAAGUGGUGCCACACUUUUUCUUUGGGAAGCGACCAGAGCACACUCCUGAAAAAUAUAUGGAAUGUCGGAAUUUCAUUGUUGCCAAGUAUAUGGAGAACCCUCAAAAGCACCUGUCAGUUGCUGACUGCCAAGGACUAGUGGCUGAUGUUGAUAAUGAAGAUUUAAUUCGUAUCGUAAAGUUUUUGGAUUGUUGGGGGAUUAUCAAUUAUUGCGCAACACCUCUAAAGCAUGAGGUCCAAAAGGAUGGUGCAUAUUUGUACGAGGACUCAAGUAAUGAACUUCAGGUGCCGUUGACUGCUUUGAAAUUUACAGAGAGCUUGAUCAAGUUUGACAAGCCAACGUGUAAGCUGAAAGCAAGUGACGUCUAUCCAGAACUAACAAGUAAGCAGGAUGAGGACCCCGAUAUUGACAGCAUCAUAAGGAAGCAAUUAUCUGAUUUUCGAUGCAGUUGUUGUUUUCGAUCUAUUCCUACUGUUUACUAUCAGUCUCAGAAGGAGGUCGAUGUGGGGCUGUGUCCUGAUUGCUAUCACGAGGGAGGAUUUGUUGCUGGUCAUUCUAGCCUGGAUUUUGCUAAAGAAAACUCCCUGAAAGAUUAUGGGGGCACAGAUGGAGAUAGUUGGAGUGACCAGGAAACGUUACUGCUGCUCGAAGGAAUACAGCUGUACAAUGAAAACUGGAACAAAAUUGCAGAGCAUGUUGGCUCAAAAUCCAAAGCACAGUGCAUAGUUCAUUUCAUCAGUCUUCCUGUAGAUGGUGUUGUGUUGGAAAAUAUCGAUGUUCCAAGCACUUCUGGUUCGUCAAAUUUGUGGAGCCAUGAUGAUCAUGAUAGGACGGAGCCAAAUUCAAAUGGUUACUGCUUGCCAGGGGAUGAUACGAAAAGCAAUUUCCCUUUCUCAGAUUGUGAAAAUCCAGUGAUGUCCCUGGUAGCCUUUCUUGCUUCUGUGCUAGGGCCAAGGGUGGCUGCUGCCUGUGCCCAUGCAUCCUUGGCUUCACUUUCUAAAGAUAUUGACAAAGAAGAAAGUUCUAAUGGAGGAAUCACUAGAUUGAGGACAAAUGGUCCUUUGAGCCAACAUGAUACUGAAGGUGUUCAAUUAUCAACUGAAAAGGUGACAGCUGCAGCAAAAGACGGUCUUGUUGCUGCAGCAUUGAAGGCGAAGCUUUUUGCUGAUCACGAAGAGCGUGAAAUCCAACGAUUAUCUGCUAAUAUCGUAAACCAUCAGUUAAAGAGAUUAGAGCUGAAGCUUAAGCAGUUUGCAGAAAUCGAGACCAUGUUAAUGAAAGAAUGCGAACAGAUGGAAAGGACACGACAGAGGAUUGCUGCUGAGCGGGCCCUCAUGAUGUCAGCCCAGUUUGGAUCCAAUAGUGGAUUAGCCCAACCAACAAGCCUACCUGGCAUUAGCAACCUUAUGGUACAUAACAACACUUCUGGAAAUAGUAGACAAGUUUCAGGUCCUCAACCAUCUUUUCUCUCUGGAUAUGGCAAUAGCCAGCAAAUGCAUCCCCAAAUGUCGAUGAUGUACGGGCUUGGCCCGAGGCUACCCCUUUCGGCUAUACACCCACCACCAUCAACAACCUCUAAUGCCAUGUUUGGUUCUCCUUCGAAUUCUCAGCAGUCGCUUGGUCAUCAUCCAAUGAUCAGGCCAUCGUUAUCUGGGACUAAAUCGGGUUUAGGUUAGUCAAGUAGUGAUUCUAGAUUUGGAUUUUUGGUGCAUUUGAUUUGUUGGGAAAGAGUUGAAAGUGAAGGAAAAAAUGGUGGUUCAGUUUGAGGGGUUUGAAUUCUACAGCUAAUUGCAUGUGACGAUUUACCGGGAUGACUACAAUUGGGGUUAUUAGGAAUGUAUUAUUUCAGCUGUGUACAGAUGAUGAUAGAUGCAGGAUAUCAGAUUCGGUGAAAGUUCGUUUACUUAAUGGAUUAUGGUAUUUCACUUGAUGGGUUUUGGUUAUGAGUCUUUUGACAGAUGCCUUUUAAUUCAUGUGGUAUAUAUUUCUGCAAUUAGCUCAAUCAAAAGACCUCAUUUAUCCUUAUAUUCGUC